AUGACCGAAGCUCAAGAUAAGGGAACUUCAGCUAUCCCACGCUCAGCACUGGCGAUAUCUGUCCGUCAACGCCCAACUUGUUUCCGCUGCCCGGUGAAGUAUAACUCGCUGCACCUUGUCUCUGCUUCUAUCGGAUCUUUCAAUGAGCCCGAGGAGAAGGAUCCAGACGCCAUGUCCCAGUUUGCUUCAGACGCCCUGUUGACCCGGCUACUUUGGGAGCCCAGGAGGAAAUGCUCCUGGAAGCAUCCCGACCGAAGCAAAGGAGGACUCGCCGAGUCUGAUAGCCCGUCAGAUAUUGAUGAGCAGACCAAAACGUGGGAGUCCGACCCUCGGUCCGUGACUGCACAUCUGGCCAACAAUGAUGACGCAGAUCAUCAACCUUCGCAAAUCGAAUGUGGCAUUGGUCAUCGGGUGCAAGCCAGCCGGUCUGUACUGGCGCUGGUAGUAGAUGAGGAUUGUGUCUUUGCUGGUCUUCAAGGCGGAGAUAUAGUAGCGUGGUCUCUUGAAAACUACGAUCUUGUCCUAUCCGUUCGUGCUCAUCAAGAAAGUGUCCUGGACUUGUACCUUUCGGAAAGCGGCGAUCUCCUCUUUUCGAGUGGAGGCGAUUCUGUUGUCAACGUCUGGUCCACGCGGACAUUUGAGCGACUUUACUCUAUUCAUUCUCACCAUGAUGUUGGCGACCUCUUUGCUGUGGCGUACUCACCCCGCCUGAAAACUGUAUACUGCGGUGCUCAGAAUACCAGCAUUCAGUGGUGCAACCUGUCCCAAACGGGUGCGGCGUCUACCCAACACUCUGCCACCCAAUUGUCCAAACGGACACACCGAUUCUUCGACUCGCGAGGGCCUGAUGGCACUCGUGCUCCUCGGUCAGAUGCAAGCGCUGAAGAUGGCCAAACCUUGGAUCACGGUGGUCAGGUCCUCACCUUUAAGCGCGAUCAUCAUAACUUGUUUUCUCACCAUGGCUACGUUUACACGAUGCUCCUUGUGCGAGGAUUGCUCGAAUCGUCUCCCAACGACGAAGUCCUCUUGACUGGCGCAGGUGAUGGAGUUGUCAAACUCUGGCGUCUAGAGCAAGGGAAACCUGAUGUAGCUCCAAUCCAGAUGGCAAAGUUACAGAACAAUGAUUCUGUACUUUCUGUUGCAGUUGACGGCUCAUUCCUUUACUGUGGUCUCGCCGGAGGCGCCUUGAAUAUUUGGAAUCUGGAUUCCCACCAGCUUGUGAAGCGAAUCACUGCGCAUACUGGCGAUCUCUGGGCAGUGGAUAUAAUUCACGGCAUGGCCGUGUGUGGAGAUUCGAACGGAAUUGUCAAGAAGUUCAACUCACGUUUCGAAGAGGUCGGCAGCUGGACUGCUCAUGAAGGCACCAUGUUAGCUUCCGCUGCUGGCAAAUUCAGAGAUAGACAUAUCUAUGCUACCGGAGGUAACGACAAUACCGUGGGAAUCUGGGAUUUGACAGACGUUACUUCGACUGAGCUGCCCCCGAUUAACAACGAUGAGAUGGUGAGUUGCCUCGCAAAGCUCGUUGCUUUCAAAACCAUAUCCGCUAGUCCCAAGUUCGCCGGCGAGUGCAAUCAAGGUGCAGCCUUUCUUCGCCGGCACUGUAUCUAUCUGGGAGCAAAGACAAAGCUUUUGACCACCGGGGAGGACACGAACCCUAUCGUCUUUGCUCGCUUUAGUGCGACAUCUCCCAACAAGGUCGACAAAACUCUCCUUUUCUAUGGACAUUACGACGUUGUUAGCGCGGAUGCCAACCGGCAAAAGUGGAAAACAGACCCCUACCAGCUAACCUCUAUGGACGGUUUCUUGUACGGCCGUGGUGUGUCUGAUAACAAGGGCCCAAUUCUCGCUGCUCUCUACGCUGCCGCAGAUCUCGCCCGGCAGAAGAACCUCCAGUGCGACAUUGUUUUUCUCAUUGAGGGAGAGGAAGAGUCCGGCUCUCAAGGCUUCCAUGAGACGGUCCGGAAACACAAGCAACAAAUCGGGCCCGUCGACUGGAUAUUGCUGGCGAACAGCUAUUGGUUGGAUGAUUACAAUCCGUGUCUUACCUACGGGCAACGUGGUGUUGUCCACGCAAAUCUGAUCGUCACUAGCGACCACCCCGAUCUUCACAGCGGUAUCGACGGUAGUUCGCUGCUUGAUGAGCCAUUGAAGGACUUGACCAUGCUGCUUGGUACUCUUCUUGGCCCUAAGGGAAAGAUCAACCUCCCCGGUUUCCAAGACCUCGUGCUGCCAUUGACGGACGCCGAGAGAGAGCGGUACGGUGCGAUUGCAGAAAUUCUGCUCAAACGACACCCCCAAAUCAAGGACGGCGAAGCUUUGAUUGACUCGCUCAUGCACAGAUGGCGCGAGCCAUCCCUCACAAUCCACUCUGUCGAAGUGCCAGGAAGCAGCAAAAGCACAACAACGACCAUCUCCCGCAAAGCAAAAGCCAGUCUCUCAAUCCGUCUCGUACCAAACCAACAAGCCGACGAUAUCGCUGCGGCCUUGACCCUCUACGCACAAGAACAAUUCGACCGCCUCGAGUCACAGAACGACCUCACCGUCGAAAUCACGGGGACAUCGGACCCCUGGCUUGGCGACCCGGACAAUGAGAUCUUCGAAACCCUCGCCGAAGCCAUCACAGCCGCCUGGGCACCCGACAACCGGAGCCAAAAACAGUUUCCGCCGCGCCCUGUCGCGGACCGCACGACUAGUCCUCUGGGUUCUAAGGAGGACCGCACGACGCUCCUUCGCCGCCAGGAUUCCGAAGACAGUUUGGCUUCCCACAUUGAUCGGAUCAUCAUGUCUACGACUACGUCCAAGACAACCACACACAAACGGUCUUCGCCUAGUAUGACCGUGCCUACUUCGUCUACUCUGACCGGACAAUCAGGCAAGCGCACCGCGAACUCCUCCGCGGCGUCAUCGCCGCCUCCAGGCGUGUCCGUUCCAUCCUCAACACCACCGCCAGAGACUACGCGAGAGAAAGUCGGAGUUCGACCUAUUUAUAUUCGUGAGGGUGGUUCGAUCCCGACGAUUAGGUUCCUGGAGAAAGAGUUCUCGGCGCCGGCCGCUAACCUUCCCUGUGGACAGGCGAGUGACAAUGCGCAUUUGUACAAUGAACGGUUGAGGGUGGAGAAUUUGUAUAAAAGUCGGGAGAUUUUCAGCUAUGUAUUUUCACGGUUGCCGGAGAAGGCGUGA
Aspergillus calidoustus is the source of this 3180-nucleotide messenger RNA. Lineage: Eukaryota; Fungi; Ascomycota; Eurotiomycetes; Eurotiales; Aspergillaceae. The record is from the annotation of a GenBank genome assembly.